Molecule: messenger RNA, 1732 nt
Organism: Notolabrus celidotus (New Zealand spotty)
Lineage: Eukaryota; Metazoa; Chordata; Actinopteri; Labriformes; Labridae
Product: prohibitin-2-like
Exons: 10
Coding region: 159-1007 (282 amino acids)
Biological process (GO): mitochondrion organization
Cellular component (GO): membrane; mitochondrion
Source: RefSeq, a predicted model, not a curated record
AUCAGCUUUAUUUUAACUCUGAAACGCACGUGAGGCUGACUCUGAUGUAAGCUAAUGUUAGCUGACAGGUAAAGGUAGUGAGAAGUUAGCUGUGCUUUGACAACUUUAAGGAACACAUUGAGGGUUUUCUGCAGCAGCUGCGGCAGAUCGCAGGCAGGAUGUCAUCCGGACCUCGAGGAGCAGGACUGGGUCUGAAACUGCUGAUCGGUGCUGGAGCUGUGGCCUACGGACUGAAGGAGGCGACAUACACAGUUGAAGGAGGACAGAGAGCGAUCGUCUUCAACAGGAUCGGAGGGAUGCAGAUGGACACGGUCCUUUCUGAGGGACUCCACUUCAGGAUGCCCUGGUUCCAGUAUCCCAUCAUCUACGACAUCCGAGCCAGACCGAGAAAGAUCUCCUCUCUCACCGGAAGCAAAGAUCUUCAGAUGGUGAACAUCGCUCUGAGGGUUCUGUCCCGGCCGCUGGCGUCCAACCUGCCCCACCUCUACCAGCACCUGGGUCAGGACUACGACGAGCGCGUGCUGCCGUCCAUCGUCAACGAGGUGCUGAAGAGCGUGGUGGCCAAGUUCAACGCCUCACAGCUCAUCACGCAGAGAGCUCAGGUAUCCCUGCUGAUCCGCAGAGAGCUGUUCGAGCGAGCCAAAGACUUCAACAUCAUUCUGGACGACGUGGCCAUCACCGAGCUGAGCUUCAGCCGGGAGUACACCGCCGCCGUCGAGGCCAAACAAGUCGCCCAGCAGGAGGCGCAGCGAGCUCAGUUUUACGUUGAGAAGGCCAAACAGGACCAGAGACAGAAGAUCAUCCAGGCUGAGGGAGAGGCUGAGGCUGCAAAGAUGCUGGGUGAGGCCGUGACGAAGAACCCCGGCUACCUGAAACUCAGGAAGAUCAGGGCGGCACAGACCAUCGCCAAGACGGUGGCGCAGUCCCAAAACAAAGUGUACCUGAAUGCCGACAGCCUGGUGCUCAACCUGCAGGACAGAGACAGCUUCAAUUUGUCGUUGAAGUAAGAAGACGUCUCUGUCGGUUUGUCGUCAUUCCCGCCCCGCUCCGUUUCUACAGAAGGAAACCGUCUGUAACUCUCUCACCUUUCCUCGACCCUCCGUCAGGUUUUCUUUCAGGCUGUGAGUCUGCCUCGUUUACCGACCACGAACAGAGACUCAGACCUGCAGAUUCUUACAGCCAGCAGCUGUUUGACUGGACAUUCCCACAGCUGAGGAGUGCUGUGUAGCACACGGGACCUUGACUCACCUUUUCACCAACUUUUUAAAGCCUUUGUUUCAGUCCAUGAAGGCUUCCUGCUGCUCCGUCUGUCCAGCUUGAUGGACACAUGAGCUGUUAAAUAACAUGUUCUGUUGGGUUGUGCUGCAGCUCGUUACGCUAAUUAUGUCAAAUUCAGACAUUUAGGAGACUUAAAAUGAAGAGUGUCAGAAAUAAAGCAGACGUUAUCUGACUUCUACCAACACUAGAGAGAUCUUUUAAAGUCUCAGUCCCUGAUAAAUGCUGAAGACAUUAAAUAUUAACAUUAAUGGGUGUGUUCAGGCCGCACUGUGAGAAACAUGGAGCUGAAGUCGUCGUAUUAUAAAGAAAACAGUGUGAAAUGUUGUGAAAGUGUUUACCGCUAUUGUUCUUGUUGGUUCUUUAACAUUAAGUUUAACUUUAUUCAUAAAAUAGUACGACUUCUUUUAGUUAAAUCUCACACAGGCUGUACCAAUAUGAUUAUUUACAUCACAAA